GUGAACAGGACCUCUUUCUCUCCCUCUUGAUCCUAGAUUGCAGCGGCUUGCUUUUCAACAGUGCCUCUAGUGCUCAUCUGAAAGAUUCUUCUAAGCCCAUACCCGCCAUUUCAUCACUGUAGCUCUGCCGCUGUAGUUGUCGAUUAACACAAUGGGCUCCGCGGGCCGUCUGCCUUCGCAGCAACGCCCACUCCUAUCCCAAGCCCUCGAUCGAUUCCACUCCGAAUUGAAGAGCGAUGACGAGGCAAUUCUUGAUGUUGAUAAUGUUGAGGAGCUGCUUGCCCAGGCGAAGGCUAUGGGGCCUGCCUUCCCGGGCAGAAACAAGCUAUCAUCGUUCAAACGCCUUGAGUUAAUCCUGCCACAUAUAAACGAUUUCGCUGCAAUCAUAGCUGUUUGUAGCGGUGCUGAUGCCAAAGCGACGGGUCUGGUAUGGGGCAGCUUGAAAGUCGUCUUCAUGUUAGCAUCUCCCUCGAGCGACACUCUAGAAGACAUUAUCAAUAUGUUAGACGAAUUAAGCCUGUCCCUUCCACGAUUUCGCUCGUAUGAAGAAAAUCUACCAAUAGAUGACGCGCUCGAGUCUGCACUGAUCGAAGUAUACACGGAAAUGACCUGUUUCUGUGCCCGCACAAUUAACUUCUUCCGGAGCAACCCGCAUCGCCCCUUGAUCAAAAUGAGCUGGCCAAAAUUUAACAACGAUUUCAAUCAGACAAUAAAGAGACUGAAAAAGCUAUCCCGCGUCGUUGAUACAAAAGCAGAAGAAGUGCGGCUACGAGAAGACCGCGAGAGGAAUACAGAGCUGCUAUCAGCAAUGGAGCUUAUGAAAAAUACCAAGAUUGCAGACGAGGUGCUGCCGUGCUAUCUCAUACCCUUCGGCGUGGAUGAGCAAUUUCAUGGCAGGCUGGAUAUUUUGGAAAAGAUCCAAAACGGAUUACGCCAUGAGAAUGGGGCUUUAAAAGUCAGUGUAUUAUGGGGAAUGGGCGGCGUCGGCAAAACGAAGAUUGCUCUCCAAUACGUGAACAAAUCCAGACAAGACUUUGACGCGAUUUUCUGGAUUUCCGCAGAUAACUCAAUUAAACUUACGCAAGAUUUCCUCGAAGCCUCCAAGAAACUGCAUCUUUCCCCCAACGUAGAGGAUGCGCAAGAUGCGGUUGCAGCAAUGUCCAAAGUGAAGACGUGGCUUUCUACCACCAAUUGCCGAUGGCUUGUCGUGUUUGACAAUGCCGACGAUCCAGAUAUCUUAUCCAACGCUUGGCCAGGUGCUGCAACUGGAUCUAUCCUCAUCACCUCAAGAGAUUCGACUGCCGCAUUUGGUACUUCUGCCGAGACUAUUCAUGUUCUCCCUUUCGAUGAAAAUACAAGUGUUGAAGCUUUUAUUCGCCUCGUUGGCCGAGAUCCCAGCUCCACCUCUGACAGACAUGCUGCCAGGGAAAUAUCUCGAGCACUGGGUGGCCUACCUUUAGCAAUUAAUCAAAUAAGUGGUUUUAUCGUUCAGCAGAAGUUGGCUCUCAAAGACUUCUUACCACUGUAUCACAAAAAUGCUGCAAAGAUCGAUGCACGAAAGUUGAAGCGAGGGGACUACGGUCACACUCUUAGCACUGUUUGGGGACUUUCCUUGGCGCAAUUAUCCGGUAUAUCAAGUACUUUGCAAAAACUCCUCGCCUUCUUCGAUCCCGAUAAGAUCCACGAGAGUGUGCUCCUAGAGGGUGGUGAGCAUCUUGAGGACGAGAAAUUUGGAUUCCUUAGGGAUGACAUGGAUUUUCUGGAUGCCAAAGAGCCUCUUCUUAAAGCCGCCUUGAUUGAUCGGUCCAGCGAGGCAGAAUCUCUAGCAAUUCAUCGCUUGGUACAAGCAGCAGUGAUGAGACGACUUACUGAGGAGGAGAAGAUUGAUUACUUUGAUGUUGCAAUCACGAUCUUGAGCAAUGGGUUUCCUAACACCUGGAACACGGUCACGAGCCACCAGUUUACGGCCUGGGCGAAAUGCGAACUGUGCUUACCACACGUCAGUUUUCUAAUUGAGAAGACUAAAAAGUAUAGCUUAAAAGCUAGUGAUCCGAAGAUGUUCUUCGAACUCAUUCUCCGAUGUUGCUGGUAUCUCUACGAGCGAGAACACUAUAGUGAGGCACGCCAAUUUAUGAAAACAGCUCUGGAGAAUCUUGAUGAGAAAGACUCUCUUAUGUACGCGAGUGCCGCCAUGCUUGACGGUCUGAUUGAACUUGAUACGAAUAACAUCUCCAAGGCACUUGACUCAUUCCUUCUGGCUUUCAAGAUCAGGCAGCCCCUUAUGGAUCUGGAUGAUCCUUUCAUUGCGUCUAGCCUCAAUGCUCUGUCAAUUGCAUAUACAGAGCUCGGUGACUUCGGCAGAGCCGUAGAAACAGGUCAAAGAGCUAUUGAUAUACGUCUUCGUACCAAAAGCGAUCGAAUCGGUAACUCGUAUAGCAAUAUGGCAAGUACACUCAUGCGAAUGGGCAACGCAAAUGAAGCCGAAGAAAUGCUCAAGAGGUGUCCUUCUCUAAAAGACUUCACCGAUGAAACUUUCUUGCAGACCGGCAACCCCCGUUUCUCUGGGGACAUGGUUCUACUGGCCCGAAUCCGUUUGCAACAAGGUCGGCUUGAUGAUGCGUUACGUCUAAGUUCCAAGGCUCUUGGGUUCCGUCAAAAGCUCCUUGGAAGUCGAUUCAAAGUAUGCGACUCUCUCUAUCAAGUCGCAAGCGUGCUUGAAAUAAGGGGUGAUCUUAGUUCCUCUAUUAAUUUACUAGAAGAAUCUGUGUCUAUCGCCGAAGCCAUUCCCGAAGCAAAAGGCUAUGAAGCUAGAGCUCAGUUCAGGUUGUCUCGGCUUUAUACGACGCUGGGCAAUGAAGAAAAGUCUCAACGAUUUGAGAUUGCGGCGAAGAAAGCUCACGGCGAGAUUUCUCACAAUAAUCUUGAGACCGAUUUAACGGAGAAAGAUUAUGAUAGCUUAGUACUUUGGAUGCUGUGGUGAAAGAAUCAGUGUGCUCAAUAGAAAUCUCAACCAUGAUUCACGCC
Molecule: messenger RNA, 3024 nt
Organism: Hyaloscypha bicolor E
Lineage: Eukaryota; Fungi; Ascomycota; Leotiomycetes; Helotiales; Hyaloscyphaceae
Product: TPR-like protein
Exons: 9
Coding region: 152-2980 (942 amino acids)
Molecular function (GO): protein binding; ADP binding
Source: RefSeq, a predicted model, not a curated record